Siniperca chuatsi (mandarin fish) is the source of this 1968-nucleotide messenger RNA. Its product is annotated as claudin-10-like. The coding region runs from base 177 to 953 and encodes 258 amino acids. Gene Ontology annotation, molecular function: structural molecule activity. NCBI's taxonomy places the organism in Eukaryota, Metazoa, Chordata, Actinopteri, Centrarchiformes, Sinipercidae. Gene Ontology annotation, cellular component: plasma membrane; bicellular tight junction. Gene Ontology annotation, biological process: bicellular tight junction assembly; cell adhesion. The record is from RefSeq and is a predicted model, not a curated record. The transcript has 5 exons.
CACGUUCGGCCUCUUGUGUGUGUGUGUGUGUUUAAGUGUGUGUUUCCGUCUGCAGCACCUGAGGAGAGAGAGGCAAUGCUGGACACACAGGUGCCCCGCAGUCUGUGCUCGGGAGCUGUUGUGCCGUUGCUUGGAUUUGCCAUUUCUCUGUCUGGAGACUCAACUUCAAGGCAAGCAUGAGUUACAAGACUGUGGUGAUGUACAUGGAGAUCGGCUGCUUUGUGCUCUGUGUGUCUGGAUGGAUCCUGGUCUGUUCCACCAUGCCCACAGAGAUCUGGACUUGGUCUGAGGUAGACAGCAUAGUCUUGACCACUUCAAACUACUUCUCCAACCUGUGGAAGGAUUGUGUAUCAGAUUCAACUGGAGUGUCUGACUGCAAGGGAAUCCCAUCACUGUUUGCACUGAACUGGGGCAUUCACAUGUGCCGUGCUCUCAUCAUCAUCGCUAUUAUUCUGGCUUUCUUUGGAUCAAUUCUGGUCUUAGUGGGAAUGAAGUGCACUAAGAUUGGGGGAUCAGAGAUUGCUAAUGCAAGAGUAACUUUUGCUGGGGGGAUGAACUACCUAAUCGGAGGGAUGUGUUCUAUGAUUGCUUUCUCCUAUUACGGAAACAAAAUUAGAGCAGAAUUUCAAGACCCCAACUUCAAAGCUCAGAAGUUUGAAAUAGGCGUUGGUGUCUUUAUCGGCUGGGGAGGCUCCACCUUGCUUGUUGUUGGAGGCCUUAUUUACAGUAUCUUUGCUGGGAGGGAAGCAUGCCACUCAAAGCCAAAAAGAUACCCUGCCUUCCAGUUCCCUGAUGCCUACACAGUUGUUCCAGCGAAAAAGAACAUUGUGUCUUUAGCUCGUACAGAGAUCAGUGAGAGCACAAAAUCAAGAACCAGCAGUGGCAGCAGAGCCAGCAGCAUCUCUGGAAUCACCACCACCACCAAGACAUCAGCUACAAAUGCAUAUGUGUGACCUCUUUUCAAAGGUGGAAAAUAUUGUGUGUUUCUGUCCUACAUGAAAAAUCUGUGUGGCCUUAUUUUUAAGAGUUAUUUAUAUUCUAAAUCCAUACUUGAGCUCCAACAGUAGCUUUUAGAAUAGGCCUUUUCCACAGCAGACAUUUUGACUUGUCAUAGUAGGAAAAGCACAGGUGUUACCAAUAACAUUAACGAUGGCUCUGUUCCAUUCAAGUGUCCCAGUAAGUCGUGACAGUGUGAGAGUGGGCCAGCAUGCACAAUACCAGGACCAUGAAAAUGUAGCAGCUAAAUGGAAUUCAGCCAUCAUUAAUUGUAUUAUUCACACCUGUGAAAUUAAAAGAUAUCAUGGCAUGGGUGAUGACACGAUGAAUGAUACAGUGAAAUCAUGCAAAAGAUCACUUAUAAGGACACAAAACAUGUUUAUUAGUUAUUUAGAUGUUUUGUUGUUGUUGAAGCCAAGAAUAAUGUAUUUAAUGCCACUUUUUUGUCUGAACAUAUUUUGAUAUCUCAUGCUCUCUUGCUCUGGGCAAAAAUGUUUGAACUAUAUAUAUAUAUAUAUAUAUAUAUAUAUAUAUAUAUAUAUAUAUAUAUAAAUGUAGAUAGAACUAUCUAUACAUGGACACAGAACUGAUAAUGCCAGGACUUUAUGCUGACUAUGUGUAAGCUACUCAUCUCUAGAUUAAUAUGCUUAAAGGCUGACUGAAGGUGGCAUGCUUUCAUUUAACAGUCAGAUGUUGUCAGAUGUUUUUUUGAAAUUUGCAAUAAAACAACAUUUUGAUAUUGAGUCAUAACAGAAAGAAUGGAUGAGUCACUGCAAAAAAGAAAAGAUUCUCACACCACGGUUAUGAGAUGAGUGAAUGUAAGGAUGUUCGUGUGUUUCACUGCAACUGUAAUCCUCUUUAAUUGCACCGAGUCUUACAACAGACAUUCAUAGAACCGAUUCGUAUUGGAUGAGGAUAUGUGGUUUCAUUAAAUGGUUUCCAAAUUUCAUAAGCCUCUAACAAAGUCGUAUU